AUAUAAUUUGGCAAUGCCAAUGUAUUCAUUCACCCAUAAAAAAAACAUCAUGGUACAGCCAAUGGGUUCUUUCUCUUUGGUGUCUCUGUUUACCCUCUUCUUAUGUUGUUGUAGCGUGAUACAAGCUCAGCAGCCUUAUGCUGGACUAAGGACAACAGACUGUACAAAUCCACACACUUCAAAUUCAGUCCUUGGAUACACCUGCAAUGGCUUAAACACCAGUUGCCGAGCUUAUCUCGUUUUCAGAUCCCAGCCUUCGUUUAACAACGUUACAUCGAUUGCCAAUCUCUUGUCUUCGGACCCUUCUCAGAUUGUCGACAUAAACGAGGUUCCGAGGACGGCAACGUUCGAAACAAACCAGAUGGUUAUGGUUCCUAUCAACUGCUCGUGCUCUGGUGACCACUAUCAGGGGAACGCUACUUAUACUAUUCGGAGCGGAGACACCUAUUUCUUUAUUGCAAAUAACACUUUCCAGGCCCUGUCAACUUGUCAAGCUAUUCAGAACCAGCAGCCUGAAAUACAACCUACUAAAUUGGUAAUCGGUUCGACGAUCACGAUUCCUGUUAGAUGUGCUUGUCCCACCAGGAACCAAACUGAUGUAGGAAUUAACUAUCUGUUGAGCUAUCCAAUUGCUCAAGGUGAUACUGUUGCGGGUAUCAGUGAGAUCUUUGGGGCUGACACUGAGAGUACUGUUGAAGCUAAUCAGCUUAGUGAUUCUGUAAUUUUUUUCUUCACUUCACUCUUGGUUUCCCUCCGGGACCCGCCAUCUAAAAUCACAGUGCCUCCGCCGCCGCCGCCGCCGCCACCACCGCCACCGCCCUUCUCACCUACAACUCCACCCCCUAGUGGUGGCUCUAGCAAAACAUGGAUUUAUAUACUUGUUGGUGUUCUUGGGGGAGCUGCUCUUCUAUUUGUUGUUUGCAUAGUUAUAUUCUUCGGUAAUAGAAAGAAGAAACCUGGCUUGAUUGUGGAUGAAUCUCGGGACUUCUUGGAUUAUAUGUCGAAUAUAGCAAAAUCUCUGAAUCUCAAGGUGUAUAAAUUCGAAGAACUUCAGGUUGCAACAGAUAGCUUCAGCCCCGACUAUCAGAUUAAAGGGUCAUCAGUUUACCGUGGUGUAAUCAAGGGUGAUUUUGCUGCUAUUAAGAAAGUUCAUGGAGACGUGUCGAAGGAGAUAGAGCUGUUGAACACGGUGAACCAUUCGAAUCUUAUUCGCCUUUCGGGAGUUUGUUUUGAUGACGGGCAUUGGUAUCUGGUCUACGAGUAUGCUGCAAAUGGAGCAUUGAGCGACUGGAUCUCCAACAACAACAGCCAAAGCGGGAAACACUUAACUUGGAUACAGAGAAUUCAGAUUGCAUUAGACAUUGCCACGGGACUGAACUACCUCCAUAGCUUAACAAAUCAUCCUCAUGUCCACAAGGACUUAAAAACCAGUAAUGUUCUUCUUGAUGGUGAUUUCAGGGCUAAGAUUAAAAACUUUGCUCUAGCAAGGUCAACUGAAGGGAAAGAGGGUCAAUUUGCCUUGACAAAGCACAUUGUUGGGACAAAGGGUUACAUGGCGCCGGAAUACGUCGAAAAUGGUAUGGUCUCCAAUAAGAUUGAUGUUUAUGCAUUCGGGGUUCUCUUGCUGGAAGUAAUAAGUGGGACAGAGGCUGCUGCAAUCUAUGGUGAGGACCAUAUGAAGUUAUCAGAGAUGUUAAGAAAUGUGGUUCAAGAGCAAGAUGGACAUGAGGGUUUGAAGCACUUGAUUCACCCCUGUAUGCUAGAUAAUUGUCCCUUGGAACUUGCCAUACUUGUGGCCAAUUUGAUCAAUAGUUGCUUAAAGAAAGAUCCGAAUGCUCGACCAGCCAUGGACGAAAUCGUGCAAUUGCUGUCGAGGAUUUUGACUGCUUCAUCGGCAUGGGAUUCUUCAUCGAGUAACAUGUCCUCGUCACAAACAUCUGGUGGGAGCUAUUGAUGGCACCAUGACUGAAAUGA
Molecule: messenger RNA, 1974 nt
Organism: Hibiscus syriacus
Lineage: Eukaryota; Viridiplantae; Streptophyta; Magnoliopsida; Malvales; Malvaceae
Product: lysM domain receptor-like kinase 4
Exons: 1
Coding region: 14-1954 (646 amino acids)
Biological process (GO): protein phosphorylation
Molecular function (GO): protein kinase activity; ATP binding
Source: RefSeq, a predicted model, not a curated record